AUGGUGCGUUACAGUUGCAUUGUUUGUCUGUUUCUAGCAGCACUUGCCACUGCUGAGCAAGAAGAUCUAACCAGCAAUCUCACUGCGGAUUUGGGUACGGUACGGCUGAAGGAUAUUCAGCUGCAUUUAGUGCAAAUUCAUAAUAAACUGAACACACUUAGCUCCCAAAUGGUGACACUGAUGGAGCAAUCAUGCGAUCGUAAAACAGUGAUAUCCGAUUGCAGUGAAGUAAGUUCUGCAGAGUCCGGUAUUUUCCCGCUAAGACUGUGUACCGAGCCACCCUACAAUGUGUACUGCAACCAAUCGUUCGAAGGUGGUGGCUGGUUGGUGAUCUACAAUCGCCUCGAAGGACGUGAUGGCACAUUCAACCAAACGUGGGAAGCGUACAAACGUGGCUUCGGGCAUCCGGAUGGUGAACAUUUCAUCGGGCUCGAUCGGUUACACACCAUCACGUACGGUGCGUCGUACGAGAUCGCAUUUCUUCUGACGACGAAUGGUGAGGAACAGGUUGGCAUCUACGAUUACUUCGAGGUCGACAAUGAACGGGAUUACUAUCCGAUCAGAAAACUCGGUUCCCCCAGAGGCCCUAUGCGGCUUUUCCGUAACAACAACGAACUGCACAAGUUCCAAACGUACGAUAGAAACAAUUUGCAUUCACUUGCCCGCGCAACAAUGAUCGAGAAGGAGUGUGCCUUUUGGUUCGUGGAUAUGCCCCAUAGCCAUGAUAGUUAUGCGUUUACAGAGUUUUGCAUCAAUUUGCCUAGAUUGAAAAUUAUGAUUAGAAAGCGUCCAAGUACGGUUUAA
Anopheles marshallii is the source of this 804-nucleotide messenger RNA. Its product is annotated as fibrinogen-like protein 1-like protein. The record is from RefSeq and is a predicted model, not a curated record. Bases 1 to 804 code for a protein of 267 amino acids. The transcript has a single exon. NCBI's taxonomy places the organism in Eukaryota, Metazoa, Arthropoda, Insecta, Diptera, Culicidae.